Botrytis byssoidea is the source of this 1050-nucleotide messenger RNA. RefSeq lists its product as uncharacterized. Lineage: Eukaryota; Fungi; Ascomycota; Leotiomycetes; Helotiales; Sclerotiniaceae. The transcript has 2 exons. Bases 1 to 1050 code for a protein of 349 amino acids. Gene Ontology annotation, molecular function: protein binding. The record is from RefSeq and is a predicted model, not a curated record.
AUGACAGGAACUUUCAAUGCGAAUGCUGACACCAUGGGUAUCUUGUCGCUCCCUGAAGAAAUGCACACUGCGUUGGGGGAACACCUUGAUGUUAAGACUUUUGCAUGUCUGGUGCGCGUUUGUCGUGACUUUCGGGAUAUACUUACGCCAAUGCUAUAUUCCCAAUGGUAUUCGGAAUUGAUACUUGAUGGACCGAGGAAGCCGGAUAUGCCUCCUUUACCGUCCAACAUCUCGCUGGCGAAGGAAGUGGAAAUCAGAAUUGAUGGCGAAUUUCGCGAUUGGGAUGAAGCUGAUUUUGAGGAGGAUUCAGAAGAUGAGGAAGUGCAGCUUUAUCGCGAGGAACGUAUCAUACAGCUCAGAAAAGCAUGUACAGAUCAUAUGACGCGAAUCGUGGAACUGGGGGCAGGCGUUCAGACUUUGAAGCUGAUCGACAAUGCAAACGAUGAUACUUUGUUGCAUGCCUUCACAGAAGAAGGCUUUCGAAAAGCCUUGCAGGCAUGUACAAAGCUUAAAAAACUUCGGAUAAAGGGCUGUCUAAAUAGCACAACUAUGUUACAACAGUUUCAAAAUCUGUCAUUUCUUGAGAUUCAAGAUUUUUGCGACGAAACAAACGGAAUAGAAGAUAUGGCAAAACUGUUGUCCAGAUGUCCCCACCUCAAGGUUCUGAUACUUGGACCUACAGACUAUGGAAGUUCGUUUGAGCCGUAUAAUUCACACGGCAGAUUGAGACGAGGCAGCAAGUAUAUUCUGGAAUAUUUGUGUGAUUAUUACCACACCAUAUGUGCAGCAAAACCUUUGCAGCUGCGUCGACUUGUUCUUCCUGCCGAUUUAAUCCCUGGCAAGCCUGCGUCUGAAAGAAUUGAUAACUAUCUAGAGCAAUUGACCAAUACAUCAUUCAUUACCGAUCUGGGAUUCUUCAAUGGUUUGGUCGCAGAAGAUUCCAGCAACAGCACCGCUCAAUUCUGCGACAUCGACUACACGCUCCUUGAGAAUGUGAGUUCCUUGCGCAGUCUUAAGGUUACUCGUAUCGAUAGCGCACUCAGAGCCUGA